AUGAUGAUGAAAAUCUUCUUGAUAGUCAGAUAUUUAUGGAGCAAUAGUACUAUACGGCGAGGUCUUUACGCAAGAAUACAGUUUCAAUUGAUAACAAAGGCGAUCGUCCGUGAUCGUGACCUCAGAGUGAGAACUCGCUGCACUACCUGCUUCCUCCUACGGUACUUGGCUUGGUACACUCUAAUGAUGGAGGUGGUAGGUGUCUUUCCUAACUGGCUGAUUAAAGGAAGGGAAAGCGCAGCUGAGCAAGGUUUGCUCUCGUCUCCGGUUGGCACCAAGGACAGCAAGUGUGACAUGCGUAUGCAUACUACUCGCUGA
Amoebophrya sp. A25 is the source of this 318-nucleotide messenger RNA. The record is from the annotation of a GenBank genome assembly. Lineage: Eukaryota; Dinophyceae; Syndiniales; Amoebophryaceae.